AUGUUGCCUUCCAAGUACUUGCUCCCGUAUUUUUCAGUAAUCUUCUUCCUUCUCUUAACUUUCCCUCUUUCUUCAGCUACUUUUAAGCCACAUCUAAUUAUCCGGAAUAAGCAUGGCAUUCCAAAUAACCCCGAAACUCCCACCACUCCUCCUGCAGGCAAUGCCAAUCCUCCUCCAAGUGAUAACAAAUCUCCUCCCAUUGUGGAUCAAGAAGAUGAAUUUGAUCCUAUUGCUGAUGACAAGAGUACCGGUCCCAACAAUCCUCCAGGAAAUGCCGAAACUCCUCCUGGUGGUUCGCCAACUCAGGAAUCUCCUACCACUCCUCCGGGCAACAAAAACGCUCCCGAAUCCCCUCCAGGUGAUGGAAAAAUCGCUGAAAGCUCUGGAGGUAUCGAUGUUAAUGUACAAGUCAACUUCAAAGGUUCCUUCUCCAAGGUAUUUGCCUUCGGAGACUCGUUUACAGACACAGGGAAUGCUCAGUUGUUGGGUAGCCUUAAGUCCUUCGUUGGUAAAAUAAUCGCUCAGCUCAUCAGUGCCAGAUUAGGUGACGAGAAGCUACAAGGGUUCCGACAAUGUAAUGGGAAGUUGAUGGUUGAUUUCCUGUGCGAUGAUCUUGGCUUACCCUACUUGCCACCCUUUAAAAACGAGUCAUCAGACUUCUCUUCUGGUUGCAAUUUUGCUAUCGGCGGAGCAACGGCCCUUGCCAGCGAGUUCUUGCACAGAAUAAUUAACACCACUCAUUCCUUGAUGUGGAAUGGGACUCCACCGAACUUCCAAACAGAAGUAGAUUGGUUCAACAAGUUUCUUCAGGAUUUGGAAUGCAAGGGCAAAGAUGAGAAAACCUGCAAGGAGGACAUCGCAAAUGGGCUAUUCUGGAUAGGUGAUAUGGGUGGGAAUGACUAUGCUCGUAUUCUUGGUUCAUCUGGGUCUCCUUUCUCCAUGAAAUCGCUGGCAGAAACAACCUGUGGCCUAGUUACCAAGCUUCUUACAGAAUUAAUAGAGAAAGGUGCAAAGUACAUUGUGGUUCAAGGAUUACCGCCAAUAGGGUGCUGUCCAUUACAGUUAUUACUAAGUAAAUCAACGGACCGUGAUGCUCAUGGGUGUUCAUCACCGGCCAACGCUGUAAUAAAGGGUCACAACGACCUCCUAAUAAAGUCCUUGAAUGAAUUGCAGAAACGAUUUCCCGAUUGUAACAUUAUAUAUGCUGACGUCUGGGGUGCAGUCGACCACAUACUCCAAGACCUCAAGAAAUUCAAAUUUGGAGAGCCCUUCCAGACAUGCUGUGGGGCUGGAGGUGGCCCUCUUAACUUUAAGUUGCAUUCUCUUUGUGGAUCAAUGGGCACAGCCCCUUGCAAGGACCCCGCUAGUCAUAUAUUCUGGGAUGGACUCCAUUUCACAGAAGCCAUGUAUAAAGCACUAUCAGAACUCAUCAUUCAAGGGAGUGGCUUUACCUCACCAAUGUCAUUCGGAGACCUCUGUAAACUCAAAUCGGGUUCACUCACAAACAAACCGACCGGAGCAAUCGGAACCGGUUUGAGUGGAGGCACAGACUUUGGUAUUAAAGGAGACAUAAGCUUCCCUGUUGGAGGCAGUGGAAAUGGUGGUGUUAUAGGAGGUGUAGGAGGUGAUAUUGGAGGGGAUGCAGACAGUGGUGUUGGAGGAGGUGCAAGUGGUGGUAUUGGAGGCGGCGCAAGCGGUGAUAUUAGGGGAGGGACAGACGCUGAUAUUAAAGGAGACGCAACUGGUGAAAUUGGAGGUAGUGCAACCGGUAAUAUUGGAGGCGGCGCAAGCGGAGGGGCAGGUGGUAAUAUUAGAGGUGGUGCAGGUGCAGGCGGUAAUAUAGGAGGUGGCGCAGGUGCAAAUGGUAAUAUUGGAGGCGGUGCAGACGGAGGCAUAGGUGGUGAUAUUGGAGGCGGUGCAAGCAGUAGUUUUAAAGGAGGAGCAAGCGGUAGUAUUAAAGGAGGCACAAACGGCAAUAUUGGAGGUGGCGGAAGUGCAGGUGGUGGUAUUGGAGGUGGUGCAAGUGCAGGUGGUGGUAUUAGAGGUGGUGCAGGUGGAAGCAUAAGUGGUGGUAUUGGAGGUGAUGUAGGAGGCGGUUUUGGAGGUGGCGCAAGUAGUGGUAUUAAAGCAACCACAAUCGAUGAUAUUGGAGGCGGCGCAGGCGGUGGUAUUAGAGGGGGUGCAAGUGGUAGUUUAAAAGGAGAAGCAAGUGGUAGUAUUAAAGGAGGCGCAGGUGGUGACAUUAGAGGUGGUGCAGGCAGUGGUAUUGGAGGCAGUGUAGGUGGAGGCGCAGGUGGUAAUAUUGGAGGCGGCACAGGCGUAGGUGGUGAUAUUGGAGGCAGUACAAGCACAGGUGCAAGUGGAGAUGGAAAAAUUGGAGGUGGCACAGUCGGAGGCGGUGGUAUCGGAGGAGGUGUAGGUGGAGGCGGUAAAAUUGGAGGUGGUGUAAUUGGAGGCGGUGGUAUCGGAGGUGGCGUAGGUGGUGGUAUCAGAGGAGGUGCAGGCGGAGGCGGUAAAAUUGGAGGUGGCGCAGUCGGAGGCAGUGGUAUCGGAGGUGGCGCAGGCGGUGGUAUCGGAGGAGGUGCAGGCGGAGGCAGUAAAAUUGGAGGUGGUGCAGUCGGAGGCGGUGGUAUCGAAGGAGGUGCAGGAGGAGGCGGUAAAAUUGGAGGUGGCGCAGUCGGAGGCGGCGGUAUCGGAGGCGGCGCAAUCGGAGGCGGUGGUAUCAGAGGUGGCGCAGGCGGUGGUAUCGAAGGAGGUGCAGGCGGAGGCGGUAAAAUUGGAGGUGGUGCAGUUGGAGGCAGUGGUAUUGGAGGUGGCGCAGGCGGUGGUAUCGGAGGAGGUGUAGGCGGAGGCGGUAAAAUUGGAGGUGGCGCAGUCGGAGGCGGUGGUAUCGAAGGAGGUGCAGGCGGAGGCGGUAAAAUUGGAGGUGGCGCAGUCGGAGGCGGUGGUAUCGGAGGUGAUGCAGGGGGUGGUAUCGGAGGAGGUGCAAGCGAAGGCGGUAAAAUUGGAGGUGGCGCAGUUGGAGGCGGUGGUAUCGAAGGAGGUGCAGGCGGAGGUGGUAAAAUUGGAGGUGGCGCAGUCGGAGGUGGUGGUAUCGGAGGUGGCGUAGGCGGUGGUAUCGGAGGAGGUGCAGGCGGAGGCGGUAAAAUUGGGGGUAGCGCAGUCGGAGGUGGUGGUAUUGAAGGAGGUGCAGGCGGAGGUAGUAAAAUUGGAGGUGGCGCAGUUGGAGGCGGUGGUAUCGAAGGAGGUGCAGACGGAGGCGGUAAAAUUGGAGGUGGCGCAGUCGGAGGCGGUGGUAUUGGAGGUGGCGCAGGCGGUGGUAUUGAAGGAGGUGCAGGCGGAGGCGGUAAAAUUGGAGGUGGCGCAGUCGGAGGCGGUGGUAUCGGAGGUGAUGCAGGGGGUGGUAUCGGAGGAGGUGCAAGCGAAGGCGGUAAAAUUGGAGGUGGCGCAGUUGGAGGCGGUGGUAUCGAAGGAGGUGCAGGCGGAGGUGGUAAAAUUGGAGGUGGCGUAGUCGGAGGUGGUGGUAUCGGAGGUGGCAUAGGCGGUGGUAUCGGAGGAGGUGCAGGCGGAGGCGGUAAAAUUGGAGGUGGCGCAUUCGGAGGCGGUGGUAUUGAAGGAGGUGCAGGCGGAGGUAGUAAAAUUGGAGGUGGCGCAGUUGGAGGCGGUGGUAUUGGUGGUGGUGCAGGUGGUGGUAUUGGAGGAAGUGUAGGCGGAGGCGGUAAAAUUGGAGGUGGCGUAGUCGGAGGUGGUGGUAUUGGUGGUGGAGCAGGCGGUGGUGGAAUUGGUGGUAUUGGAGGAAUCGGAGGUAUUGGACGCUAGCUUAAUCAAUCCUAUUCAGGAGGAAAAUGGGAGAACGAAAUUAGGACCAACAGAAAUCCUGUUUUUCUGCUCUGAAUGGGGUGGUUCAUUUAGCUGCAUUCAAGGAGCGAGAUACCAGAUUUUGAUUUCAGAGUUUUUUGUUGUUACUGAGACAAUAAGGAUUAUGUCAUUUCUUGUGCAUUCAUUUACAAUGUUUACAAGGAUGAGGCCACUGAAUGUGCUUUCUGGGAUUCUAAUGUAAUACAAUUUUAAACAAUUCAAUAAAGUAGUGUGGGUUAUCUCA
Messenger RNA from Mangifera indica (mango), 4102 nucleotides. RefSeq lists its product as uncharacterized. NCBI's taxonomy places the organism in Eukaryota, Viridiplantae, Streptophyta, Magnoliopsida, Sapindales, Anacardiaceae. Gene Ontology annotation, molecular function: hydrolase activity, acting on ester bonds. The coding region runs from base 1 to 3819 and encodes 1272 amino acids. The transcript has 2 exons. The record is from RefSeq and is a predicted model, not a curated record.